ACAAGUCGUCGUCAAUGGGAGAGGACCGGUGGUAGUCGGGAUUUUAGAUUCGCUCAGGCUUGAAAUCUGAUUCGGCCAAUCAGAGCGCCGGUAUUGUAUCUGAGCUAAGCGGCUCUCUCCUCGGCUAUGUCACAGGAUUCCGAGUGUGCUCGACCACCGAACCUCACUUUUGCCCUGCAUCACCAAUUCCACGCCUGUACACUCACCGGGGGUUUUGCCAAUGGCUUCAAUUAUUCGUCCUACGGUGCUGAGGCAAUCUUGCCUGGCCGCCGCCUCGAAGCGCGCAUACACAACCAAGGUCUCGUCGUCCUUCCCAGCCGUCCUGUCCCAGCCGACACGACCCGCACCAGCACGACAGGCCAUCGAGAGCGCAUUCGCGCCUGGCAAUGUCCGAGUAGCUGCCUUCCACGCCGGUGGCCGCCAGCAGAUUCUCCCUGCAGGUCCCCAGAUCAUUGACGGAACUGCAAACGACGCCGCCGUUGUGCCGCCGACAAACGCCUCCGAGGGCUCCUACCACUGGACCUUCGAGCGCCUCAUCGCCGCCGGCCUCAUCCCCAUCACCAUCGCCCCCUUCGUCGCCGGCUCCGUCAACCCAGCCACUGACGCCAUCAUCUGCGGCGCCGUCCUCGUCCACUCACAUAUCGGCUUCGACGCCAUGAUCGUCGACUACUUCCCCGCCAGGCGCGUGCCGAAGACCAAGAAGGCGCUGGGAUGGGUGCUGAGGGUCGCGACGGUGGCGGUGGGUGUUGGACUUUACGAGUUCGAGACCAAUGAUAUUGGUGUUACGGAGGCGAUCAAGAAGAUCUGGACGGCUUAGAUUGGUUUGCGCGUUUGGGAUUGGGGUGUGGUGUAUACAUAGUAGCUGGCUAAACAGCAAUACCAAAUGUCAAGUAUUUUCCUGAAGUCUGCUUUGUAUAGCUGCAUUGCAUGUGAUUCGAGAGGGAAAAUUAAGACGUAAUAAAGAUACACAUUCACUUGCAG
Pseudogymnoascus destructans is the source of this 981-nucleotide messenger RNA. RefSeq names its product membrane anchor subunit of succinate dehydrogenase, Sdh4 (gene SDH4). Lineage: Eukaryota; Fungi; Ascomycota; Leotiomycetes; Thelebolales; Thelebolaceae. The transcript has 3 exons. Gene Ontology annotation, molecular function: ubiquinone binding; heme binding. Gene Ontology annotation, cellular component: mitochondrial envelope; membrane. The coding region runs from base 221 to 817 and encodes 198 amino acids. The record is from RefSeq and is a predicted model, not a curated record. Gene Ontology annotation, biological process: tricarboxylic acid cycle; mitochondrial electron transport, succinate to ubiquinone.